This is a messenger RNA of Bufo bufo (common toad), 1262 nucleotides long. RefSeq names its product ankyrin repeat and SOCS box protein 10-like. Lineage: Eukaryota; Metazoa; Chordata; Amphibia; Anura; Bufonidae. Bases 1 to 1185 code for a protein of 394 amino acids. Gene Ontology annotation, molecular function: protein binding. The transcript has 6 exons. Gene Ontology annotation, biological process: intracellular signal transduction. The record is from RefSeq and is a predicted model, not a curated record. Gene Ontology annotation, cellular component: cytoplasm; nucleus.
AUGGCGUAUGAACCCGGCAGACUGUUUGGAACAGAGCUGGACCAAAUAAUGGAAGGACUGUCGGACAAGAAGGGCAAAUCCCUUCCCCAACAGUCCUUUCGUGGUUGGGGCAAGAGCUAUCACUUCUGCAAAACGAGUUGGGGAACUCCAAGCUUUUCUGCUUUUGAGCCGUACACCAAGUUCCUGCAAGACCGGGUGCUGCUCAAGUUUUUAUCGACCUUUAUUCCAAAGGUGCCUUUAUUCAGCAACAUCAACCAGGUGAUUUCCCUUCCAGUUUUGGCUCCUCUCCCCUCCUCAGAGGAAAGGGGUCUCCAUACCCUCGACUUUUCGAGAUGUCUCAGGAUUUACCUGGAGCGGUCCAAGCAUCAUGUCGGUUUCCGUUGCGCUAAGCUUCUUCUUCAGUAUGGCGCUCAUGUGAACAGCCUGUCGGAGGAUGAGGAGCUGACGCCCUUGCACGUGGCUGCCGGCCACGGGUUACCCGAUCACGUGGCCCUUUACCUGCGGCAUGGUGCUGCUGUGGAUAAGAGAGACGUCCGCGGGGAGACGCCCCUAAGUGCGGCCUGCAGUCACCCGCAGAGCGCCGAGCAGCUGGACAGUUUCUGCCGAGUGUGUGCGCGGCUGAUAGAGGGUGGCGCCGACAUCCACACCCGAGACCGCGACCAGCAGAGCCCCCUCCAUCUGGCAUGUAAGAGCGCCAAUCCUCAGACCGUGCAGCUGCUGCUGGAGAGAGGCUCCGCGGUGAACGCCAUGAGUUACAGCGGUAAUACCGCCAUGCAGAACGUCCUCCAGGUGACGGCAUACAAGCUGCAGAACCAGCCGGAGCACAUCGUGCGGGCGCUGCUGAAUCACGGCGCCAUCCGGGUGUGGCCAGGAUCCCUGAGAAAGGUCCUCCGGCACUGCUGCUCCUCUCCACGCACACUGGAAGUUCUACUAAAUACCUACAGUAAACUGCGAGGCACCGACGACUGGGCGGAGGACGUCCCCGAGGAAGAACUGCAGAAAAACCCUGUCUUCUUCCAGUCGGUAUUCUCACUUUCUCGCAGUCCACGCUCUCUCCAGCACCUGUGUCGCUGUUCUCUGCGCUCACAUCUUGAAGGAAGACUCCCGGAUACGCUCCCCAAGUUACCUCUCCCACCUCCGCUCUUGCAGUUUGUACAACUUGGUUUUGAAGGUGUCCUGUACUGAAAGAUAAAGUGGGAGAUACAACUGUCCUGCACCCUUUGCUUGUAUUAUAGCCUAUAUUAUACAUAUGUAAUACUGUG